This is a messenger RNA of Necator americanus (New World hookworm), 1188 nucleotides long. RefSeq lists its product as uncharacterized. Gene Ontology annotation, biological process: phosphatidylethanolamine biosynthetic process. Bases 1 to 1188 code for a protein of 395 amino acids. Lineage: Eukaryota; Metazoa; Nematoda; Chromadorea; Rhabditida; Ancylostomatidae. The transcript has 14 exons. Gene Ontology annotation, molecular function: ethanolamine-phosphate cytidylyltransferase activity. Gene Ontology annotation, cellular component: cytoplasm. The record is from RefSeq and is a predicted model, not a curated record.
AUGGAGGUCCUAAAGGAGACCGCGUGUGGUGCGAUGGAUGGAACAAGCUGGGCGAUCUCAAACGUUGAAUUCUGUACUAGCGCAGCUGCAUCCAGACUCUAUAUCUAUGACAUGGUUCAUUUUGGUCAUGCUAACCAGCUUCGUCAGGCUAAACAAUUCGGAAAGAAGUUAAUAGUUGGUGUACACAAUGAUGAAGAGAUAUCGCUCCAUAAAGGACCUCCCGUUUUCAAUGAACAAGAACGCUAUCGUAUGGUGGAGGGUAUUAAAUGGGUUGAUGAGGUUGUUGAGGAUGCUCCCUAUGUUACAACUGUCGAGACAUUAAAUCGCUACGACUGCGACUUCUGUGUUCAUGGAGAUGACAUCACGCUUACAGCGGAUGGCAAAGACACCUAUGAAGAAGUGAAAAAAGCGAAACGUUACCGUGAAUGCAAAAGAACCGCUGGAGUUUCAACGACAGAUUUGGUCGGAAGAAUGCUUCUUCUCACAAAAUGUCAUCAUGUAUCCGAAGAACAUAUGGAUGAACAUCGGGAGAGGGCACGGACUCUAAGCACGGAUAGUGUGGCACAAUCGCCGUGGACGCGCGUUUCGCGCUUUAUGGCGACGACUCAAACGAUAAUCGAAUUCGCUGAAGGAAGAGCUCCAAGGCCAACGGAUAAGAUAGUGUACGUAUGUGGAGCAUUCGAUCUUUUCCAUAUCGGUCAUCUAUCUUUUCUAGAAGAAGCAGCUAAACUAGGCGAUUACCUUAUUGUUGGCAUUCUUACGGAUCAGGUCAUUAAUGAAUACAAAGGAAGUAAUCACCCAAUAAUGUCACUUCAUGAGAGAGUUCUUAGUGUUCUAGCGUACAAGCCGGUCAAUGAGGUCGUCAUUGGAGCUCCCUACUGUGUCACUGACGAUAUUAUUGAUCGAUUCAACAUUUCUGUUGUUUGUCAAGGUAGUCGUGUUCCUCAUCACGAUCAUUCUGGUUCCGACCCGUUUGAGGCGCCAAAGAGAAGAGGAAUCUACUGUGAGGUGGACUCAAAAAGCGAUAUGACAACGGAAAAAAUAAUCGAGAGAAUAAUAGAGCAUAGAUUGGAGUUUGAGAGAAGAAAUCGAAAAAAGGAGAAGAAAGAAGAGGCUGCAUUCGCUGCACUCCAAAAACUUUCAUUGAACGGAAAUGUGGAUACAAGGAAUACAGUGAACAUAGUUUGA